AUUUAUGAUUGCAAAAGAGGAAGCUAAAUAACAAGAUUAAAGUAAGAAAGCACAAAAGAAUAAAAAUAAGAAGAAGGAAGCAAAGGGUAACAACAAAAAGAAUCAGAAGGAUGUUGAUUCAGAUGAUGAUUUUUUAGAUUAAUUAAUAUAAUAAAAUUAGGAAGCUUAGAAAUAGUAAUAAAUUCAAUAAUAACAACAAUAAAUCGUAUAGGAUAAGAAAAAGUAAUUGGGGCCAGAUUAUAUAGAGGGAGAUCCAAUAGUAUAAAUUGAUAAAUAUUUAAAAAGACAAAUUCAAGAUUUGUGGAUAAUUCUGGUAUAAGAAAAUUAGGAAAUUGGGAAGAGAAGGAAUGGAAGUAGACUUAGCCACCAACAAUAACAGUUCCAAAAUAGUUUACUUAAGGUGUAUAUCCAAAAGGAUAAGAGAUUCCAUAUUUGGGUGAGAAAUCAUCAAGAAUCAGUAAAGAUGAAAUGAGAGAGAAAGAUUAGAUUCAUGAACAUUAAUUAUAAUCUUUAAGAAAGGCUGCUGAAUGUCAUAGAUAAGUGAGAUAAUAUGCAUAAGCAAAAUUGUUGAAACCAGGAAACAAGUAAAUAAAUAAAGUAUAAAAAUAGAUUGAUUGAUAUUUGUGAAAAAUUGGAAGAUAUGAAUAGAUAUUUAGUAGAGGAAAAUGGAUUGAAUGCGGGUAUAGCAUUUCCAACAGGUUGUUCAUUAAAUUUUUGUGCAGCUCAUUAUACACCUAAUAAUGGAGAUAAUACACUUUUAGGAUAUGAUGAUGUUUGUAAAAUAGAUUUUGGAACACAAGUAGAUGGAUGGAUAAUAGAUUGUGCUUUUACUGUAGCAUUUAAUCCAGUUUAUGAUACAUUAUUGUAAGCAGCAAAAGAUGCAACAGAAACAGGAAUAAAGAAUUCAGGAAUAGAUGUUAGAUUAGGCGAUGUUGGAGCAGCAAUUUAAGAAACUAUGGAAAGUUAUGAAGUUGAAAUUGGAGGAAAGGUUCAUAAAGUUAAAUCAGUAAGAAAUUUAAAUGGUCAUUUAAUAUGCAAAUAUCAUAUUCAUGGAGGUAAAAGUGUUCCAAUAGUCAAAUCAAAUGAUAAUACUUUGAUGAAAGAAGGAGAACUUUAUGCAAUAGAGACAUUUGGAUCAACUGGAAAAGGAUAUGUUAAUGAAGAUUUGGAAUGUUCUCAUUAUAUGAAAGAUUUUUAUGCUAAACCAACAGCUGUUAGAGUUCCUAAAGCAAAACAACUUUUGACACAUAUAGAUAAUCAUUAUGAUACAUUAGCAUUUUGUAGAAGAUUUUUAGAUAGAGAUGGUUAAUCGAAUUACUUGUUAGGAUUAAAGAAUCUUUGUGAUCUUGGAAUUGUUAACCCGUAUCAUAUAUAUUUCAAAAUAGUUAUCCUCCACUUUGUGAUAUGCGAGGUUCUUAUGUAUCAUAAUAUGAACAUACUAUAUUCUUAAAGCCAAGUUGCAUAGAAGUCUUAUCUAGAGGAGAUGAUUAUUGAAUUUAUAUAAAUA
Messenger RNA from Paramecium sonneborni, 1507 nucleotides. Lineage: Eukaryota; Ciliophora; Oligohymenophorea; Peniculida; Parameciidae. The record is from the annotation of a GenBank genome assembly.